AUGCUUAAACAUAUCUUUCCUAUCUAUCUAUCUCUUCUUUUAGGCUGCCACACUACAGCAGAUAUUUUCUCUUUAUUGAUUUGGAUAAACAAACCACAUGUGGCAAAUCGUCGGCUUGUUGGAACACGGCUACUGUCCAUCCUUACUUAUGAAUAUCCAGAAACUGACUCUGCUGUCCAACAUUUUUUAGACGACAUGAAUAAAAAAUUCGGUGGUGAAGAUUUAAGACCAAAUGAUGACAAUAACGGUGGACAAAUCGAAGCCGAUGACCAUCAACAGUAUUCUCUUUUUAUUCCGGAAUCUUGUCAAAGAGACAUUACUUUCGACGAUUUAAAUUCUUUGUCGGACUCUGGUCAUCGUCUAUUGGUGAUUGUUCGAGAUCUGCUUCCUAAACAAUUAAAUCAUAAUUUAACUCUAAGAGAAGUCAUCACAUUUGACAGACUCAAAAAAGAAUUCAAAUUUUACCCUCUAAUCCGGUUUGACAAACAUGGGAAAAAAUCCUCAACAUGCAAUGAAAUAUUUUACAGUUUCAAAUUUCAAGAAUCAGAACAGCAAAAUAGAAUCGUUUUGAAUGUUCACCAGAAACAAGAAAAAAAUUUGCUUAGUACAAUGACCUACCAGUGGCUACAAGCACAACUGUUGGUUAAACUUAGCCGCUGGGCAGGUGAGGAUAAUUUACGAACUGAGACUACAUCUCUUCGGACAGUUUCUGUUGAUGCCUAUAACAGACUCUAUAAUGAAUUAAAAGCCAAAUAUGGACCUGAUCUCAUUCGGAAAUGGCCUGAAAGAACAGAUCCACAAAAAUUUGUCUAUGAAGACAUUUCCAUUGCCACUUUUCUCCUGCUCAUAUGGGAAGCAGAAAGACACGAAACUGGUUUGGCAAAACAAAGUUUUGUGGACUUGGGUUGUGGCAAUGGACUACUGGUUCAUCUUCUCACAUCAGAAGGCCAUCCAGGUCUUGGAAUCGAUAUUCAAAAGAGAAAAAUUUGGGAUAUUUAUGGACCAAAUACUAAAUUAGAGGUCAAAGCUCUCCUGCCAUCAGCAGAGAAUUUAUUCCCAGAAUAUGAUUGGAUUAUUGGUAACCAUAGUGAUGAACUGACCCCAUGGAUUCCUGUGAUUGCAGCUAGGUCUUCCUACCACACUCGCUAUUUUGUUCUACCUUGCUGUUUCCAUGAUUUUGACCAAAAGUUCUCAGAGAAAAGCCACGGGCUGAGCCAAUAUCGCACAUACCUGAAUUAUAUCCGAGAUAUUGGGAAAGUGUGUGGAUUCGAUGUCCAUGAAGACAUUUUGCGGAUCCCAUCAACAAAACGAGUUUGUUUCUUAGGGAGAAAACGGACGUACUCAGCAGACCAAGAAAUUGAAUUUGAUAAACUACGAAGUAACUUUAUAAAUGGCCGCUGCAAAAGACAAAAGCUUGAAACUUCUGAGACUUCUUUAAGCAACUCACAUCGUCAUCCAAGUGAGCCUGGAGAAGGCCAGGAAGGAGAUGACUCGUCAACACAAUCAAAACCAGAAAAUAUCUCAGAAUCUUGGACUUCAGAUUUUCAGCCAAGAAGUCUUCCAAAAACAACUGGAAUGUGUAAAAAUGUUCCUGGGGACAUUAAGACUCACAUUGUGGAUACUGUGAUAGAAAAACUGAUAACUGCUGAAAACGGUACAAUUAUUAAACUUUCUGAUGGAAGAUCAUGGCACAAGGGAGGUGUUUUGCCAUUAUCGGAAAUUGUUUCCUUAUUUGAUUCCGCAACACUUCAGCUUCUGAAAAAAGAAAAUGGAGGACUGCAGACAUUACUGAAAAAUUUCAGUCACAUUUUCCAAGUUUCUGGAAGUAGUGUUCAGCUGAGAGACUACAGCCAACCGUGGGGUCACAAAUCUCGAUCAAAAAACAAAGAUCGAACAAGAUCAUUUAAAACUGCUUUAUGUUGGUUCCAUGAGAACCAUUCUGAUGGUUGUCCACUUACUCAAGAUACCUGCACAUUUGCUCAUGGGCAAAAUGACUUGGUACCAAAAAAACAACAUGUGCCCCACACAGCUGAUAACUCUCUUUAA
Messenger RNA from Acanthosepion pharaonis, 2046 nucleotides. NCBI's taxonomy places the organism in Eukaryota, Metazoa, Mollusca, Cephalopoda, Sepiida, Sepiidae. The record is from the annotation of a GenBank genome assembly.